Aspergillus sclerotioniger CBS 115572 is the source of this 1444-nucleotide messenger RNA. RefSeq lists its product as uncharacterized. The transcript has a single exon. The coding region runs from base 243 to 1025 and encodes 260 amino acids. NCBI's taxonomy places the organism in Eukaryota, Fungi, Ascomycota, Eurotiomycetes, Eurotiales, Aspergillaceae. The record is from RefSeq and is a predicted model, not a curated record.
CUUUCUUUCUUUUUUUUUCCCCUCUUAGUAUUAUCAUUGUUAAUUUUUUCCCUUCAGCAGCAGUAUCUAGGGUUAGACCAACCUCAGCCUCUCUCCCUCUUCUCCCCCCUCACCCCCCUCUAUUCUCUCUUUUCUCUUUCUCUCCCUCUUUUGCCUGAAGUUACACAUCCGGCCCGUGCCCUUCAUAGUUACUGCUACCGGAAAACAACAGGGGUUGCCUCGAAAAAAACAAAAACAAAAGCAUGGCCAUUCUCGAUAAGGAAAAUCGCUCCCGCGGCCUGCGAGUGCCGUCCUUCGCGAUGAAAGGCUUCAAGCAAAAGUCCACCGAUUCUUUGCCGCAGAAAGGAGCCGAGCCGGUGCAGGCGCCGGAGACCACGGUGACCCCGGCGCAAACCUACUCGGUUCCUGGCGACGCUGCCAGACAGCAAGAGAGCAAGUCGCCUCCACUCACCCCGCUGCCUUCCGCCGUACAACCGCCAGCAUUCAACGCCCCGAGCCCUCGCCAGGAUGCCCACCUCCCACUCGCUCCAGCUGCCAGCUACACCCCUCCCCCGCGGGCGUAUCAGGCCUAUCGUCCUCCAGUAUCAUCGGUUCCCGUGCAAAGGACUCCUCCGUCGAGUGAGGAGGACCCGGACCGAGUGAUACCACGCACGGAGAUGGACGAGCCAUUGGAAGACUUCAUUCCGGAACCAGAACCGGAACUUGAUGGCACCGGCGCACCUAUUGAGCCCGUGUCUAGUGAGGAAAACAAUGGGCCGUGGACACCUCCCGAUAUUGAGCCUGUCGCGGCGCCGCUGAACAAGCUCCACUUUGCUUGCUACCAGGACCAUCGGUCGAUGCCCCCCGCCAACAAUGUCUGGCAUACGCUUCCAUGCAUGACCUGCCUAAAGUUUGACCGCGAAGUUCGACAUCGAUGUGUCUUCUGCUGCCUGCGUAUUUGCGCCGGAUGCUUCCAGGCGCUGCAGGCGUGUCCAAACCGCUCGUUGACGCAAUUGAUGGAGUCAAUUACUGCGGCCAAAUCUUGAUCGUAUCCCGAUCUUCUCUUUUCCUCGAAUCUACUUAAUCUCCCGGCACCCAUAUAAGAUGGAUGUUGAAUCUGCGCCACUUUUCCUUUUUAGACAUUCAAACACCUGUGGCUCGUAUUGGUCUCACGGCUAUUCCCGGUGUACGUUUGAUGGUUCAUGGCUCUGUCACUGAUACCACUGGAAUUCCUUCAUUGCCAUCUGUUUGGUGAUUCCGUGCGCAUGUUCUCCCUAUUAAUAAUGGCCUUGUCUCUUUUUUCCCCUCUAUCCUUUUGAUUAACUAUAUAUGCAGACCCAAUCCUGGCGAUUGGGCUGAUGUACCAUGUACUCUUAGUGGGGCUUCCUGCAUGAUAUGAUAACCUGUCUAAUUCAAAAUCCAGCGGUGAAAUUAUAUAUACAUUACUUACAGAGCGCUAUAGUAC